Alternaria incomplexa is the source of this 873-nucleotide messenger RNA. RefSeq lists its product as uncharacterized. Lineage: Eukaryota; Fungi; Ascomycota; Dothideomycetes; Pleosporales; Pleosporaceae. Gene Ontology annotation, cellular component: extracellular region. The record is from RefSeq and is a predicted model, not a curated record. The transcript has 3 exons. Gene Ontology annotation, molecular function: hydrolase activity. Bases 1 to 873 code for a protein of 290 amino acids.
AUGCUUACCCGAACCUUUGUUGCAACACUCGCACUUGCUUCCGGUGUUCUCGCUGCGCAAUUGACACAAAUCUCCAACUAUGGCGGUAGCGCGCGAGCAAAGCCAGGCAUGUGGGUGUAUGUGCCUGAUCAGGUCAAGAGCGAUGCGCUAGUCGUAGCGAUCCACUCAUGCCAGUCAUCAGCGCAGAAGUAUUUCCAAAACUCACUGAUUCCAUGGAAGAAAGGGUCGGAUAGCAAAGGCUACGUGACGGUCUGGCCGAGCUCCACGACUGAAUGCUGGGACGUAUCCAGCAGAGCUUCGUUAUCGCAUAAUGGCGGUGGCGAUUCGAAUGCGAUCGCGAACAUGAUCAUCUAUGCAAUCGACAAGUACAAAAUCGACCCCAAGAAAGUGUUCGUUACGGGUGGCUCCUCAGGUGGCAUGAUGAGUAAUGUUCUCGCCGCCACCUAUCCCGAUCUCAUCAGCGCAGUGUCUUUGUACUCGGGUGUACCAGCUGGUUGUUUCGUUUCUGCAUCCGGAGCAGCGGCAGCAUGGAAUAACACCUGCUCUGGCGGGCAGUCCGUCUCGACUGCGCAGCACUGGGGUGACGUAGUUCGGGGGAUGUAUCCCGGGUAUAACGGAACACGACCGCGCAUGCAAUUCUGGCAUGGCUCGGUAGAUGGAACGCUGAGUCCGAAGAACUACGACGAGACGCUGAAGCAGUGGACCAACGUGUUUGGCGUUAGCACCACGCCGACGAGCUCGAAGAAGGAUACGCCAGAGCGCAACUACCGUACUGACGACUUCGGUCCGAGUGUCGAAGGCAUCUGGGCAGUAGGUGUCGGCCAUAGUGUUCCUUCGCAUCUGACCGUAUCGGAAGCCUGGUUUGGUCUAUGA